This is a messenger RNA of Leguminivora glycinivorella, 2774 nucleotides long. RefSeq names its product ATP-dependent RNA helicase me31b (gene me31B). Gene Ontology annotation, cellular component: P-body; cytoplasmic stress granule. The transcript has 8 exons. The coding region runs from base 305 to 1633 and encodes 442 amino acids. NCBI's taxonomy places the organism in Eukaryota, Metazoa, Arthropoda, Insecta, Lepidoptera, Tortricidae. Gene Ontology annotation, molecular function: ATP binding; RNA helicase activity; mRNA binding. Gene Ontology annotation, biological process: P-body assembly; cytoplasmic stress granule assembly. The record is from RefSeq and is a predicted model, not a curated record.
AUUUGGUGUACGGGCAACCCUAGACCUCUAUGGUAAACAGAUUGUUGUCAGUUUUCAUAAAAUAAAAUCUUGUCUUUGGUGAAUUGUUACUGUGAUGUCGUCGUCGAGUAUCGAGUGUCGUCGUCUUUUGUAAAGUUUUAUCAAGAUAUUCCUGGACUUAACUUGGUGAACGUGAUAAACUUCUCAAAUAGCUUAUGUAUCUAAAAGUGACUUGUAAUAAAUUUUGUUUAGUGUCGGACUUGGACAAAAAAAAUUGUGAUCAGUUUCUAAUUUUAAUUACCCCUAAGUGGGAUAGUUUGGCAAAAUGAUGACCGAAAAUAGAAUUAGUUCAAGUAAUCACGUCGGAAACAGUAUGAGCAAUCAGAAUAAGGGAGAUGUCGAUAAAGCUGUCGACGACAUCGGUUGGAAAUCAAAAUUAAAAAUACCCCCAAAAGAUAGAAGAAUAAGAACUAGUGAUGUCACUGAUACUAGAGGUAAUGAGUUUGAAGAGUUCUGCUUAAAACGAGAGCUGCUGAUGGGCAUUUUUGAGAAGGGGUGGGAAAAACCGUCCCCCAUUCAAGAGGCUUCAAUCCCCAUUGCACUAAGUGGUAAAGAUGUGCUCGCUCGAGCCAAAAAUGGUACAGGCAAGACUGGAGCUUACUGUAUUCCAGUUUUAGAACAGGUUGAUCCUAAAAAAGACGCUAUCCAAGCUUUAAUUGUGGUACCAACUAGAGAGUUAGCACUUCAGACAUCACAAAUUUGCAUUGAACUGGCAAAACACACAGACAUACGCGUGAUGGUCACCACAGGAGGCACCAACCUCAGAGAUGAUAUUAUGCGUAUUUAUCAAAAUGUGCAAGUGAUUAUUGCCACACCAGGCCGAAUGAUUGAUCUCAUGGACAAGCAGGUUGCUAAGAUGGACCAGUGCCGGAUGCUGGUCCUAGAUGAAGCUGACAAACUUCUUUCUCAGGACUUCAAAGGCAUGCUGGAUAUGGUUAUUUCACGAUUACCCAAAGAACGCCAAAUCUUGCUGUUCUCUGCCACUUUCCCGUUGAGUGUGAAGCAAUUCAUGGAGAAGCACUUGAGGGAGCCCUAUGAAAUUAACCUCAUGGAGGAGCUCACGCUGAAGGGAGUCACACAAUAUUAUGCAUUUGUACAAGAGAGGCAGAAGGUGCAUUGUUUAAAUACCCUAUUUUCAAAGUUACAAAUAAAUCAGUCCAUCAUUUUCUGCAACUCAACUCAGCGCGUGGAGCUGCUAGCCAAGAAGAUCACCGAGCUGGGGUACUGCUGCUACUACAUCCACGCGCGCAUGGCGCAAGCGCACCGCAACCGCGUGUUCCACGACUUCCGCGCUGGGCUGUGCCGCAAUCUCGUCUGCUCGGACCUGUUCACGCGCGGUAUCGACGUGCAGGCCGUCAACGUCGUCAUCAACUUCGACUUCCCGCGCAUGGCCGAGACCUACCUGCACCGCAUCGGCCGCUCGGGCCGCUUCGGCCACCUGGGUAUCGCCAUCAACCUCAUCACGUACGAGGACCGGUUCGCCCUGCACCGCAUCGAGCAGGAGCUGGGCACGGAGAUCAAGCCGAUCCCGAAGGUCAUCGACCCCGCGCUGUACGUAGCGCGCGCGGGCGACGACGACGAUGCGGACAAGUAACGCGCCGAGUGAGUGCUCGCGCCCGCGCCGCUAAUGCCAGCGCCGCCGACUGACUGGUGAAUGGAUUACUAUAAAAAUAUAAAACGAAAAACUUAUUUGUAAAAAGUGUAAUGAAUUUAUUUGUAACGAAAUGUGCGUGUAAAUAGUUUAUCGUGAAAUAAGACUUUGAACCUGGAAUGGGUUACUUUUUUAAAGUGUAUAUAAAACGAACAUCGGGACUUGCGAGAGGCGUCUACGUUCUUUGUCCAUAUUGGAUACUGUGCGUGAAUUCCUAUAUUGUUAAAACGUAAAAUAUUUAUCUGAAUCUGUGGGAGUCUACCUAGAUUUGUCAGUGAAAUUAACAUAAAUUGUGGUAGACUUUUGACAGAUGAUCAUGAGGAUACUUGCCCAUAUUUCGUACAGUAGAGCUAGCACCGGGUUUCUUUUACGUGUGAAUUUCUAAAAAUUUAAUUCUGUGAUAUGGGUGAGUAUGAACAGUCUAGCUCUGCCAAUCUGUCAAAUUAAUGUUGUGAUAAAUGAUACAAAAUGAAAAACAGUGUCACGGACAUUGUCUUUGUCUGCUUGGGACAGUGUCUAUUCCAUCAAGCCGUGUUUAUAUAUCAGAUGUAUUUUAAUGUCAUUAAAUUUUUUUCGAGUGUAAAGCAGCUUAAGUCACAGUAGGAUAACUUAAGUUGGUGUAAGGUUUGGUAGGCAUGUCUAAUGGAACAAAUCAAAUCUAUUUUAUAAUUCUUUUUCUGGUUCCGAGAGAAAUAUUUGCAUAACAAGGGCUAAGGAAAAAAGUGAUUCCGAAAGACUUCUAAAUAAAUUGGUGAUAAUGAUAGAUGCAGCUGGGCCUACCUGACCUUAUGGAGAUGAUUUUUUUUGUUGAAUUUAGAAGAAACUGUGACUUUAACGAGGCUGGGCAAUGAACUGUACUGCUGCGGCUUGCGGUCACGGUACAUUGCUUGGUCUAGGGGAAAUUUUAUUUAGAGAGUAUUUAGUUUUGAUUAUUAAAGUAACAUGAUAUUUUGACUCUCUGGGGAAAUGAAUUAUGGGGAAUGUCAAGUGAAGAGUUAAAACGUUUGGUCUGUAUUUUCAGUCAACAUGUAGCUUAACGUUAAAUUAUAAAAAGAAAACUGUGUUCAGUAUUACUUGGGAUAAA